AUGGGGCGCACCGUGCUGUACGCGUCGAGUCCGCGCGACUCGAGCAUCCUCAACCUCGUCGUGUGCAUCGCCGGCAUCUACGUCUGCUACCUCAGCUACGGCAUCUUCCAGGAGAAAAUCUUCACGUACCGGUCGCCGAGCGGCGGCAAGUUCACGGCCACGCUCUUCAUGCUGUUCGUGCAGUGCGUGACCAACUCGCUGGUGGCGUACGCGGCCACGUUCGUGUGGAAGCCCGAGCGCGCGCGCAUGCCGCUGGCGCCCUUCGCGCUGACCGCCGCCGCGUACCUGGGCGCCAUGCUCUGCAGCAACGAGGCGCUCAAGCACGUGAGCUUCCCCACGCAGGCGCUGGGCAAGUCGUGCAAGAUGAUCCCGGUCAUGCUCAUGGGCGUGCUCAUCCGCCGCAAGAAGUACACGCUGCGCGACUACGUCUGCGUGCUGGUCAUCACCACGGGCAUCGCCGUGUUCCAGCUGGGCAAGGCCUCGGCCAAGCACGCCGAGCGCGAGAACAGCACGUACGGCCUGCUGCUGCUCUUCUCGUCGCUCACGCUGGACGGCAUCUCGGGCCCCAAGCAGGAGGAGAUCGCGCACCAGCUGCGCCCCUCGGUGCACCAGCAGAUGCUCAACACCAACCUCUGGGCCGUCAUCUACACGGGCGUGGGCGCGCUCGUCACGGGCCAGGCGCUGGAGGGCUUCUUCUUCUGCAUGGAGAACCCGGCCAUCCUCAACUCGGUCUUCUACUUCUCCGUGUGCAGCGCGCUGGGCCAGAACUUCAUUUAUUUCACCAUCCAGCAGUUCUCGGCGCUCACGUGCACGACCAUCACCACCACGCGCAAGUUCUUCACCAUCCUCUUCUCCGUCGUCUGGUACGGCCACGAGCUCAGCCUCAUGUCGUGGGUCGGCGUCGCCAUCGUCAACGUCGGCCUCGCCUGGGAGCUCUCGAGCAAGUACCAGAAGUACCAAGCGCAGAACGCCAAGCUCACGUAA
Molecule: messenger RNA, 984 nt
Organism: Phytophthora sojae
Lineage: Eukaryota; Oomycota; Peronosporomycetes; Peronosporales; Peronosporaceae
Exons: 2
Coding region: 1-984 (327 amino acids)
Biological process (GO): UDP-galactose transmembrane transport
Cellular component (GO): endoplasmic reticulum membrane; Golgi membrane
Molecular function (GO): UDP-glucose transmembrane transporter activity; UDP-galactose transmembrane transporter activity
Source: RefSeq, a predicted model, not a curated record